AUGACUGCAGGCGUUCUGGGCGGCUACCCCGAGAAACUUCUGGCACGAGAAGAGAAACCAGGAAUGGGGGUCGGAGAACCCGUGGAAGCGAUGAGUGAAAUGGUGAAGGGCAUGAUGGAACUGAAGCAGAUGAUCGAGAAGGACACGAUGGUCAACGCCCAAGCUCUGGAGAACCUUCCUUCCAUGGACAUGUCAUCCUUCCUCGACACACUCCGUUCCGUCAUCACCGCAAAGUUUGAGCUUCUCUCUGGGCUCAUUGGAGGCAUUGGAGGAGGCUCCAGUUUCGGAAACCUCUCGCCAAUCAUUCCAGGUGGUUCGUUAUUCCCUGGACUCCCCGAACUCAAUUUUGGUGGCCUUUCUUCUUUGAUUCCUGGCCAGACAGCAUGA
Neospora caninum is the source of this 387-nucleotide messenger RNA. RefSeq lists its product as hypothetical. The coding region runs from base 1 to 387 and encodes 128 amino acids. NCBI's taxonomy places the organism in Eukaryota, Apicomplexa, Conoidasida, Eucoccidiorida, Sarcocystidae. The record is from RefSeq and is a predicted model, not a curated record. The transcript has a single exon.